Schistocerca serialis cubense is the source of this 9888-nucleotide messenger RNA. RefSeq names its product ankyrin-3-like. Bases 1 to 6330 code for a protein of 2109 amino acids. The transcript is spliced from 37 exons. NCBI's taxonomy places the organism in Eukaryota, Metazoa, Arthropoda, Insecta, Orthoptera, Acrididae. Gene Ontology annotation, biological process: signal transduction. The record is from RefSeq and is a predicted model, not a curated record. Gene Ontology annotation, molecular function: protein binding.
AUGCCCAGGAACUCUGAGAUCGACGGAACUGCACCGACCGUGUUGUUUCACAUUGACCAGGCGGACCCCAGCGCGGCGUUCCUGCGCGCAGCCCGAGCUGGCCAACUCGAACGAGUCCUCGAACACCUCGACAACGGGGUCGACAUCAACACGUCCAACGCGAAUGGACUAAAUGCUCUCCACUUAGCAGCAAAAGAUGGCCAUUUGGAAAUUGUGUCAGAGCUACUCAAACGAGGAGCAACUGUUGAUGCAGCCACGAAGAAAGGCAACACAGCUCUUCAUAUCGCAUCACUUGCUGGGCAGGAAGAGGUAGUGAAACUGCUGGUUAAGAGUGGAGCUGCAGUCAAUGCACAGUCGCAGAAUGGCUUCACUCCAUUGUACAUGGCUGCUCAAGAAAAUCAUGAUGGUGUUGUAAAAUUCCUUCUAAGCAAAGGAGCCAACCAGAGUCUUGCCACAGAGGAUGGUUUCACUCCAUUGGCUGUUGCAAUGCAGCAGGGCCAUGAUAAAGUUGUCGCUGUACUUCUUGAGAAUGACACAAGGGGUAAAGUGCGCCUCCCUGCCCUUCACAUAGCUGCGAAGAAGGAUGACUGCAAAGCAGCAGCUCUUCUGUUACAGAACGAUCAUAAUCCUGAUGUCACAUCCAAAAGUGGAUUCACACCACUGCACAUUGCAGCUCAUUAUGGAAAUGAAAAUAUUGCCAACUUGCUGUAUGAAAAAGGGGCUGAUGUGAACUACUCUGCUAAGCAUAACAUCACUCCACUUCAUGUAGCCUGUAAGUGGGGAAAGAUUAAUAUGGUGUCACUAUUGAUUGACAAGGGAGCCAAUAUUGAAGCGAAAACUAGAGAUGGGCUGACACCACUACAUUGUGCAGCUAGGUCUGGACAUGAUCAGGUCGUGGAUCUGUUGUUAGAGAACAAAGCUCCUAUACGUUCGAAGACUAAGAAUGGUCUUGCACCGCUUCAUAUGGCAGCACAAGGAGAUCAUGUAGAUGCGGCUCGAAUCCUCCUAUAUCAUCGGGCUCCUGUGGAUGAUGUGACUGUGGACUACCUGACAGCAUUACAUGUUGCGGCGCACUGUGGUCAUGUUCGUGUUGCCAAAUUGCUUCUAGACCGGAAGGCUGAUCCAAAUGCCCGUGCCCUUAAUGGCUUCACACCACUGCAUAUUGCAUGCAAGAAAAACAGGAUAAAACUUGUUGAACUGCUUUUGAAGUACAAUGCCUCAAUUGAAGCUACAACAGAGUCUGGUUUGACGCCUCUUCAUGUGGCAAGUUUCAUGGGCUGUAUGAAUAUAGUCAUUUAUCUUCUACAACAUAAUGCAAACCCCGAUAUCCCAACAGUUCGAGGAGAAACUCCUUUGCAUCUAGCAGCCAGAGCAAAUCAGACUGACAUAAUCAGGAUAUUGUUACGGAAUGGAGCUCAAGUAGAUGCCAAGGCUAGGGAAGAGCAAACUCCACUCCAUGUGGCAUCACGUCUAGGAAAUACUGAUAUUGUUAUGUUGUUACUACAACAUGGUGCAGCAGUUGAUGCCACUACCAAGGAUCUUUACACACCAUUACACAUUGCAGCAAAAGAGGGUCAGGAUGAGGUUGCUUCAGUCUUGCUGGAAAAUGGUGCUUCCUUGACAGCAACAACCAAGAAAGGAUUUACACCACUGCAUCUUGCAGCUAAAUAUGGAAACCUUAAAGUUGCAAAACUGCUAUUACAGAAGGAUGCUCCUGUUGAUGCUCAGGGGAAGAAUGGUGUUACUCCUCUACAUGUCGCAAGCCACUAUGAUCAUCAGAAUGUGGCACUACUACUUUUAGACAAGGGUGCUUCUCCUCAUGCAACUGCCAAAAAUGGACAUACUCCACUUCACAUAGCUGCAAGAAAGAACCAGAUGGAUAUUGCGACCACUCUCUUAGAGUAUGGUGCCAAGGCAAAUGCUGAGUCAAAGGCUGGUUUCACACCCCUUCAUUUGGCAUCACAGGAAGGCCACACUGAUAUGGCAUCACUGUUGAUUGAACAUCAGGCUGAUCCUAACCACAAAGCCAAGAAUGGUCUCACUCCCCUCCAUUUAUGUGCCCAAGAAGAUAAAGUCAAUGUUGCAGCUAUAUUGGUGAAGAAUGGUGCUGAGGUGGAUUCUACAACAAAGGCAGGCUAUACCCCUCUCCAUGUGGCAUCACACUUUGGACAACUCAACAUGGUCCGUUUCCUAUUGCAACAUGGUGCAAAUGUGGACAAGAGCACAGCCGUCGGAUAUACUCCAUUGCACCAGGCUGCUCAGCAGGGUCACAUGCUUGUUAUCACAUUACUUCUGGAAAAUAAAGCCAAGCCAAAUGCUCUCACAAACCAAGGACAAACUGCUUUGUCAAUUGCACAGAAACUGGGCUAUAUCAGUGUUGUUGAGACACUGAAAGUUGUGACUGAAACAACAGUAACCACCACCACCACUACUACAAUCGAAGAAAAGUACAAGGUCGUAGCACCAGAGUCUAUGCAAGAAACAUUCAUGUCUGAUUCUGAAGAUGAAGGUGGUGGUGACGAAGUGUUGGAUAUGGCGAUGAAUGUUUACGGAAAACCUACCCAUGCCCAACAUGUCUACUUGCCUUACUACCAAGGUCAAAUGCAGUAUACACGUGAAGAUCCAGGAAUGAAUGAUCAUCAGCAGUACCGUUACAUGACAGUCGAUGACAUGAAAUCACUUGGUGAUGAUUCUUUGCAAAUUGAUGUCACUAGGGAUGAGAGGAUUGAUGUCAAUAGGAUGUCAGUUGCUCCUGGUGGUAUAACUGAAGUCAUUUUAGCGCCACAACACACAAAGGAGAGUUAUGUACAGGCCGUCAACCAAUAUAACACUCUGCAUGCACCAGACAAUGUCGAUAUUGCACGCCAUCCUGUACACAUGGGCAUUCCCCAUUGGAGAAAUUUUCUCGUGAGCUUCUUGGUGGAUGCUCGUGGGGGUGCAAUGCGUGGAUGCAGACAUUCCGGAGUGCGUGUAAUUGUUCCUCCACGUAAAGCAGCAAUGCCAAUGCGCAUCACAUGCCGCUAUCUCCGCAGGGACAGGUUAUCAAAUCCACCUCCCUUAAUGGAAGGUGAGGCACUUGCUAGCAGAAUCCUUGAAUUAGGACCUGUUGGAGCGAAAUUCCUUGGACCAGUGAUUAUAGAAGUUCCUCACUUUGCCUCACUUCGAGGCAAAGAACGUGAGAUUAUAAUUCUGCGUUCUGACAAUGGAGAUACAUGGAGGGAGCACACACUUGAAGCGAGUGAAGAAGCUGUUCAGGAUGUUUUAAAUGAAAGUUUUGAAGGAGAAGAAAUGAGCCAACUUGAAGAUCUCCAUACAAAUCGUAUAACACGUAUUCUUACGGUUGACUUCCCACAUUACUUUGCUGUUGUAUCUCGAGUGAAGCAGGAAGUGCAUGCUAUUGGUCCUGAAGGAGGCAUGGUGUCCUCAAGUGUUGUUCCCCAAGUACAAGCAGUAUUUCCACAAGAUGCCCUUACCAAAAAGAUCAGAGUUGGAAUUCAGGCUCAACCUAUCUCUGCUGAUUUGGCAGCAAAACUCCUUGGGAACAGAGUUGCUGUUUCACCUAUUGUCACUGUUGAGCCAAGAAGACGAAAAUUCCACAAACCAAUCACACUGACAAUACCUGUUCCACAAGCAGCAAAUAAAGGGAUGAUAAAUCAGUAUUCUGGAGAUGCACCAACACUCAGGUUGCUGUGCAGCAUUACAGGUGGAACAACAAGAGCGCAAUGGGAGGAUGUUACUGGUUCUACUCCUCUGACAUUUGUGAAGGACUGUGUUACAUUUACUACAACAGUUUCAGCACGAUUUUGGCUAAUGGACUGCAGGAACAUAGCAGAUGCAACCAAAAUGGCAACGGAGCUAUAUCGUGAAUCUAUACAUCCCCCAUUUAUGGCAAAAUUUGUUGUAUUUGCAAAACGAGUUGAUCUGUUAGAAGCAAGACUGCGUGUGUUUUGUAUGACUGAUGACAAAGAAGAUAAGACACUGGAACACCAGGAACAUUUUACAGAAGUGGCUAAAAGCAAAGAUGUUGAGGUGCAAGAAGGGAAGACAGUAUACAUUGAAUUUGCUGGUAAUCUGGUUCCUGUGAUGAAGUCUGGUGACCAACUACAAAUGGGUUUCAGAGCAUUCAAAGAAAAUCGUUUACCUUUCACUGUACGAGUGAAAGAUCCAGAUGAAGAUACUGUUGGUAGAAUACUUUUUAUGAGAGAACCAAAGGUUGCUAAAGGGGAACCAGCUCAAACACCUAUUUGUACUCUCAACAUUGUGCUACCCGAUAACGUUAUUCCUGAUGCUGGACCAUCAGAACCAGACUUGCUGGAACUAGAAAAAAAUUACAGUUUCCUUAGAGAUGGCAUUAGUCAUCCAGAUGCUAUUCAUCGGGCUGACAUACGCCUCUCAGAUAUAUCAAACCUUCUUGGAUCAGAUUGGGUGGCCUUAGCUGGUGAGCUAGGAAUCUCAACUUCAGAUGUAAAUCUAAUAAAGACUGAAUAUCCAGACAAUGUGAAUCAACAAGCCAUGGUGAUGCUGCGAUUGUGGCUUCAGACAUCGGGUAAUAAAGCAAAUGGAAAUGUGUUGGAAAAAGCACUUCGAAAAAUAAAUAGGGAUGAUAUUGUGAACCAGUGUGUCUUUAAUGUGGAGCUUGUGACAGAUGACAUGGAACGUGCUGUAGCUAAAGUUCAUCUUGACCAAUCUGGUUUUGACAACCUCCGAGAGGAGCUUGGACCAUCUCGAGAUGCAACCCUUCGACGAAAUACAAGUCUUGAUCCAUCUUACACAGAGCAAGAUUUAAUGAAGGAGUCUGAAUCUGUUGAAGAACUGGUAAACUCCGAGAAACAGGCCAAAGAUAAAGGUGAUGAAAAAAUGGCAGGACUUGAGCGGAAGGAUUAUGUAGAAGGUGAGGAAAAGUAUGCAGCUGAAGAAAAGGAUGUGAAAGGAAUUAUGGAAGAUUUUCUGUCUCAUGAGAAAGGACAGACAUAUAGAAAUGAGAUACAGAAAGUUUCAGAUCAGUUAGAGAAGCUAGACGUUUCGUCACCCCACAUUGUUGAGACAACUGUAAUAACAAAGAAGGAGAUUCACUCACCAAAAUCAUCCAAGACGCCACCUCCAAGUCCAGCAGAAUUCCAAGAUAAUUUAGGUUUCUCGGACGGCAAACCACAGCUAUUUGGGUCGCAUGCUGAAAGUCGCACUGCACUUGACACUAGCAUAGAUCUUAGUUCGCAUGAUGGCCACAUUCCCACUGUCAGGCUGCAUGAGGAAGGUCCAAUUGUCACCUCCACACCACAGCCACGCUUGAAACCUGUGCGCAAAGCAUCCAGAUCUUCCCAUGAUGACCCUUCUACAGCUGUAAUGGAUGAUGUUCAAUGGGACUUUGGUUCGGACAAUGAGACACAAGGAAAUGUUAUUGUGAAAACCAUCAGAACUAUAUAUGGGGAUCCAAAUGCCAUUGAAAAUGAGAAAUUCAUCCAAAAUGAGGCUACAGUGAGUGGGAAAGUUGCUUUGAAUCCAUCUGGCAAGCUUGAAGAUAAAGAAUGUUUUAGCCCCACUAAACAAAAUUCAGAAAGUAAAGAAGAUGUGGAAGAGCCACAAUUUAGUGCUGUGUACACACCAAAACCAGCACUCCGUUUAAGCAAGGUUUCUGGAAGUGUUACAGACAAUGUACUUGUAAAUGUUGGCAGCAGUGUUCCAAGUAAAAAUGUCAUCUAUGAAGAAACAAAGUCUGUAACACAUUCGCUGCAGUCUUCUCCUGGUGACAAAAGUGCUGAUGGUGAUGCAGUUAAUAGCCUCGCUGUGAACAUGAACGAUGAGAGGUGCAGCACCAAUUCUGUGACUGUGAACAGUGAUUCGGAUGUGGAAACUGACAGUAUGGCAUCUCCACUGUCAGGGAUGAGGGUAUCCAUCAGGAGAAGGACCAUUGGCAGCUCCAGUGGCUCCGAUGUCGCACUGCAUGAAGGCAACGACCUCUCAGAUGAUGACCAUCCAGUGUUUGCCAGUAGAUGGUAUGGCUUGAGUCGACGCUGGCUCAUCCCAGCUUGCUUCCUGUUGGCUCUGUUAGCCUGUGUCGCGCUGCAUGGCUGUGCCUCCCCAUACACUCUAGUGAUGCACCGCUUCUUAUCCCAUGUCGUUGCUGCUCAUGGGUCUGAUUACUUUCAAGGAACAGAUCAACAGAUCUUCUCUGAGACAGUCACCACUGAUUUUGAUCCAGCAACACAAAGAAAGGCAGUGACCACCCGUACAGUAACUACGUCAUCCACAGGGGAACCAAGUGAUGGCCUAAGACAGUCAAUGCAAGAAAUAGUUGAUAAAUUCAUGCAAGAUGAACGUAAACAGCCAUAAAUUUUAAAUGUUAAAAAAACUGGUAUUUUCUUCUACAGAAGAUAUACUGUAGAAGACAAUUUACAUUUGAUUUGGACUGUAAUUAUUUAUUGUGAAGUAAAGCAUAUUGCUUGAGGAUGGUGCUGCUUAAAAUUUUUCUUAAAUAUUUCAUUGCUCUAUUUCACUGUGGGAUUUAUAAAACUUAUAAACAGAACAUUCAGAGAAAUCUUUCAUGUUAGACUUUGAGGAAAAUAAAUACAGCAACUUAUUUUCAGAUAUUUUGAGCUUUGAAGUCUAUUUUGUAUGAGUUGUGUUCAUCAAACUGGACUGUAAUAUAUAUUUGUGAAAUAACGUGUCAUUUGUGACUUAAAAUAAGUUCACUGAUGUGCAAAGAUAUAGAAAGAGAAGAGUGUCAAAAUCUCAAAAAUUAAUUUUGUUUUCUUCUGUUUCCUUUUUAAAAUAUUACUUUAGAUCUGUAGUUGCAAAUGUAGAGUCUACAUUGUUUUGUCUGACACUAUUGAACUGGAAAAGUAAAUUCUUUCAGAUUAGAAACUGAAGGUAAUAUUGGUUCAAUAAUUUUCUUGUUGGUGAACCCCAAAGAGCAAGCUAACAGAAAAGAAUUGUUGACAAGCGAACAGCUGAUAUUAAAAUUGUGACAAUUUGUGCUUCUGAUUGCAAACAAAAUUGAAAGGUAUUAAUUUUUGAUGUAAUUUGUAAAUAUUUUGAAUAAUGGAAGUGGCUGUUAAAGAAUUUUGACCUGCCCUUUUUUCUAUUGUACUUAUCGGAAUAAAUAUUUUGAGAAAUAUGCACCAGCUCAUUUAUACUAUGCUUUUCACAGCACAAAUUACUACACUGCCUAUUGUGUGGUACUAUGUUAGUGCCACAAUAGUAAAGAAUGUCAUAGAUUAUCAUGCAUUUCUCAGCUUGUUUGUUCCUCAAAAAGUUAUAGUGCAGAAAUGAAGAGACUAGUUGAUGAAUUUGUAACAGAAGCUAAUUGGAAAACAAGUAUAUGUUGUAAUAAUGGAAUAAGGAUAAACUGAUUAUUGAAGCAGCAAUAUAAAUUAAUUCAUAGAGUUGCAUAAUGUAUCAAAAUAGAAGUGUGCCUAAUUUUUCUCAAUGAAAUUUGUCUUUCUGAGUCACUGAUCAUCAGCUCUUACAUUGCUCCUUGACAGAAGAUAAGUGUCACUGUUAAUAGGUCUGUUGAUUUGUAUGCCCUACCUGUUCAGCUUUGAAUGUAAUUCUUAGGAAUAAUGGACUUGUGAACUUCCAAUUACAACCAAGAAAGCAGAAGGAGCUAAGUGCAAUUACAACUGCAUUUUUCUUGUUCAUGCAGUACCAGUAUAAUUGGAAUGUGGCCAAUGCAAGGUACAGUUUUGUGAAAAUGUUUUCUGCUGUGGAGAUUGAUUUGGAAUUCCUUGUAGAAGCUCUAAAUGAUGCAUUGGUGCAUGUAUCAUAUUUUCUAAUGUCCUGGAAUAAUGUAUUAUUCUCUUAAGCAGUCUGUAACACACACACAUGCAUGUGUGGCCGCAGGUGCACAAACACACACACACACACACACACACACACACACACACAGAUAUGUGCUUUAAUAGAUGCCUUUCACAGACAUAAUAGACAGUGAUCUCAGAAAUGCAAAUUAUUCAAACAAUAAAUGUAGAUACCUGUAGAAUUAUUAGGAGAGUCAUAUUUUGUAUGUGUCAAUGGAAGUUUGUUUGACUGUUAGCUAAUUUGAAACUGAAUUUUGAAGCCAUAUGACUUGCAGAAGCUAGUUACUGUUGAAUAUUGAAAUUUUUAAUAAAUAGUUACAAGAAGAAUUCAUAAUAUUUUGUAUAUAUAGAAUAUAAAUUACAUUAAGCUUUAUUGAAGGUACUUCAAGAUAAACGCCAAGGGCAAGUUUGAUUCUCAUGGUCUUCGAUGCUGAAGGUAUAUAUUGAUAUAAUGGUACAAAAUCAUUUUGACUUUCUAAAAUAAUAACUUAACCUAAUGUUGCUUGAUUGGUGGAGACCUAGGUUGACAGCACACAGCAUUAUUCACAAGUGUUGUUAAACAGCUGUUCAUCAACAAAAUAUUUGCACCCAAUACUUGGGUGAAUUGGUGAGUGAUAGGUAGUUGCUGUUGGAAAUACAUACGAAUUUUUAGAUCAAUGUUAUGAAAUAUGUGAGAUGUAAAAUUUCUUGAAAGUCCUCAAACCCAUUACACUGCAGCUUUUACUAGUAAUUCAAGACCAAUGAUAUAUUAGCACUUGUACCAUAUUUUCUAAAUUGUAUUCAUUUUGCUCCAUUUGGAGUACCAUAGUUUACCAUAAAUGGUGCCAGAUACUGCAUGGGAACUAUUGUUUGCACAGUUACAGUCUUUGUUCUUCUUCUGUGUUUAUCAGUAGGUUAUGUUGUGGUGACUUUUUUCUUUUUUUUUUUUUAUUGGAUCUUUCAUAAGCAGACAUUUUGUGGUUUGUGGCUGAUCUUAAAUGGAACUGUCAGUAAUGAUUUUUUCACCUAUAUCCUGGCAUUUGUUUGCAUUCCAUACCAAAAUGCAAUACUACUCUACUAUUCACAAGAGAAAAAUAGUAUGCCUAACAAGAAAUAAAUACCUCAUUCCAAUUAAAUUUUGCAUAAAGAAUAAUACUUUGACUAAACAGUAAUAGUAACAAUAUUAGUAACUCCAAGUUUUCUAAAUUUAAAAAAAUGUGGAAAGUAGUUUGUCUACUGUUAAUUGCUUGAGAAGUGCAACAAGUUUUGAGAUCUUUUAUGACACUUUGUUUUAUUUUGUAAUAAGAAGUGUAAAGAAAAUAUUUUAGUCCAUCUGAGAACUGUUGUAUAAUAUUUCUGUGAUGUUUGAAAUAAAUGUUAUGAAUGGAAGAUGUGAAUUACUAAACAACACUUUCUUAUUUAGGUUAUGCAAUGUCACCAGAGGUUUUGUAUAUAUUGUAAAACAUUUGUAGAAUUAUUAUGCUUAGAAUAACUUCUGUAAGCACAGAUUAUGAAACACUGCAUAGAUAUUUUCAGAGAUUUUUAUUUUCAUAUAGCAAAACAUUGUCUGUAUAAAAUAUGUUCAUUAUGUAUGACUGUCAUGGAUUCCUCUUUCUUGCUAUAUUCUUGUCACCUUAAACAUAAAGUUUAGGAUAUUGGUGACAUGAAGAAAUACUGUGGGACAGAGUGUAUAAAUAUGUCAAGUUCCAGGAAGGUGGAAUAGUGGGAUUUAAAAUAUUAUUUUAUAAUACUAUCAGAAAUGGUCAUUUCAAUAUAAGUUUUUAAAAGUAAUGGGGCCACGGCACAGAAGUUGCACUGUAGCAGGUUAGCACCAAUUUGUUGCCUUAUGUUAUGUUAAGGACAAACUAUGAACUAUGUAAUGAAAAUAUAUAUGUCUAUCAGAAAACAGCUAAGUGAUUAAUGUUUGUGUAUUCACAGUAAAAAGCUUGUAAGAAGUAAGAAACCGUGUGUUUGUAAUUUCCGUCAUUGUGUGUGAUACUUUUUUUAAUUUAUGCAGCUAAAGUUUAAAAUGCUAUUAUGAUGCAUCUAUAGCUUCUAAAAAGUGUCAGUAAUGUAAUAUAAAUAAAAUAAAGCCACCUCUUAUUUGUUUAAA